Anopheles bellator is the source of this 858-nucleotide messenger RNA. RefSeq names its product protein Mo25-like. The record is from RefSeq and is a predicted model, not a curated record. Gene Ontology annotation, biological process: intracellular signal transduction. Gene Ontology annotation, molecular function: protein serine/threonine kinase activator activity. Bases 1 to 858 code for a protein of 285 amino acids. The transcript is spliced from 5 exons. NCBI's taxonomy places the organism in Eukaryota, Metazoa, Arthropoda, Insecta, Diptera, Culicidae.
AUGAUAUUCGAUGUACCCGUCACUGGACCAUAUGCGGAAGGCGCAUUCUUAGUAGUUGAACGUGAAAUGCAAAGGGCAAACCUCAUCUCAAUGUUUAUCAAGAAUUUUCGCUUUUAUGAUUUCGAGGGCAAGAAGUGUGUGGUGCAGAUCUUUAACAAUAUGCUUAAAAGAUCGAUUGGCGUUCCAUCGAUUACUGUAAAAUAUAUCUGCAAAAAGCCUAAAAUCCUUCUUAGACUCAUGGCCGGCUACGAGAAUGAGGAGAAUGCGCACGACUGUCACUCGAUGUUGAGCGAGUGCACCCGUUACCAACAACUUGCCAAGAAAAUGUUACAUUCGGAAGCGUUCUUCAACCUUUUCCGUUACGUCGAGGUCCUCAAGUGCGAUGUCUCGUUCGCUGCAUUUUCUAUGCUCAAGCAAUUACUCACAGGCCACAAGCGCCUAUGCGCUAAGUUUCUUGAGCAAAACUAUGACGUAAUGUUCACGCAUUACAAACAGUUGCUUAGCUCGGAGAACUACAUCAUACGGCGCGAAAGUGUUGCGCUGCUUAGCACACUGCUAGACGAUUGGCACAACGUGACGAUUAAGAGGAAAUAUAUUAGCGAUCCAGACAACCUCCAACUAAUUGUGAACAUGCUAAGCGAGAAACAUCGUUGCGUACCGCACAACGUGUACGACGUCUUGAAGCUGUUUGUGACUAAUCCGGACAAGCCAAGACCAAUAAUUGACAUAUUGGUGCACAACCGAGAGAAGUUGAAUCAUUAUAUAUUUCAGGUCACCACCGAUCGCCCAGAAGAUGCUCAGCUAGUCGCCGAAAAAAUUGGGUUGAUCAUAACUAUCACGUAUCUGACAUCGGAUUAA